AUGGACAACAACGAGUACCAAUCCGGCGAUGAAUCAGCCUCUUCCACGACCGAUGAGCGGACGCGCCGCAGCCGCGAUGAGGCGUCGAGGCAGGAAGUCGAAUGCGUCUACGAUGACAGGAAGAGCAAACCCGGGAUGCGCCCGGGCGCGAUAGAGUCGUUGAACCAGAGACUACAGACCCUCGAGCAAAUGUUCAUGGGACAGGGCGUGCUCUGGCAGCAGGUCUGGCGAUGCCUAGACGCCAUCUCGGAUAAGAUGCGCCUAGCACCCUCUGAACUCGGUACCACGGGUCAGACACAGCGAGCAAAUGGACACAUGCACGAUAGCGCGGUUCGACUGAAACACUUGCUCUCAUCUUUGGCCGACAGCGAGCACGACGUGCCGGCGCGGGAAUGCGAGGAGCCGAGCUCCAAGAGGCGUCGGGUUGACAGCAUACAAAAUGCGGCAGCUCAGCCCGUAUCAAACCUUUGCGUCGAUGAUGCCGAACCGGGCCUUCCAGAAGACCUCAUCGACGCACUCGUCGACAUCUACUUUGCGCGCAUCCAACCCUGGAUCCCGAUGCUGCACACCAUCACGUUUCGCAGGGACAUGAACCUCCCGAGCAUGCGCCCAAAGCUGCGCACCAUCUUCUCGGCCAUCGUCUCUAUAUGCGCGCGGUUCUCCGAUGAUGUCCGGCUCGGAGGCGCGGAGGCCAAGUCCAAGCUGGCCAAGAGGCACAGGCAGAGGGUCAUACUGGAGAGCAUGGAGUCUUUUUCGGCGCGAAACCUCCAGGCGCUGAUAAUAGUCGCCUUUGACACGAUUGGUAGCGGUCGUGGCCCUUCGGCAUGGUCGAUUGUCGGCAGCAUGACGCGCACCGUGGAGCAGCUCCGGCUGAGCGUCGAGGACGAAGACCGCUACGCGAGCACAAACGACGCCAAGGUCCUCAUCAAGCGAAUGGACUUUUUGCCGCAGUGCCAGGAAUGGACCGAGAUCGAGGAGCAGCGGCGCAUUUUCUGGAACACGUUUCUGAUGGACCGCUUCUGCAGCAUCGCCACGGGAUGGAACCUGUCACUGACCGGCGCCGACGUCAAGAGGAGGCUGCCAUGCGAGGGCGGCCUCUGGGAGAAGGGCGUGCCCCUGGCCGAGCCGACGCCGUACUUUGGCGUGUCCGAGAAGUCGGACAGGCUCAACGACCCCCUGCCGUCGCCGAGAUCAGAAACCGCCGACCACGAGUCGCAGAACUCGCUGGGCGGCUUCGCGUAUUCCAUCGAGGCCACCGAGAGCUUGAGCCUUGUGACUACUUUUUUCCUCCAGCAGGCCGUCAACGUCACCAAGAUUCACGAGCUUGAGCUAUGGUUGAUGCGCUUCAAGCAGCUCGACCUCCGCCUGGUGCAGUGGAAGAUAUUCUUGCCGGAGCGAUGGCGCGAAGGUUGCGCCCGCGGCCCUGACGGCAGCAUGGACUGCAAUCUCAUCCUGGCGCACGUCACGCACAACACGGCUGUCGUUCUCCUCCAUCAAUGCAUCGCAUACCCAUCUCCGGAAUGGCAGUCGAUCCCGCUUCGCCUGCCGUCCUCAUCCAGCGCCGAGACGUGUCUCACGGCCGCCAAGGAGGUGGCCAUCAUCACUGACAACUUUCUGCGAUGCACCGAUUUCCUAGUGAACCCACAAUUUUCGUUCUGCCUCUUUGUCUGCGGGCGCAUGCUGAUAACCCAUGCCGCGUACUCGGGCACGCCUAUCACAGAGGAAUUCGAGACACUGGUCAGAGCUCUUCAGGAGGUCUCUCGCCGAUGGAACGGAUCACAGGCAGCUCUAAGCCUGGCAAAGCCCUGCGAUGACCUGGCCUCCAAAUUCGCAUCCCGCUUGCUCGAUGACAGGACCUCGGUCCCUGACAUGGGGAACAUGCGCCAAGCGGUAUACUCGGAUGUGCAUGUCACGCCUGAUCCGGCAGCAAGCCCGAAACAACAUCAUGUCGAACAUCCGGAGGCCAUCAGUUACGGCUACUACAACCCGGCAGCCAACCUUGGCUUACCUAUUCAGUGGUCUGAGAAGUCGACGACGUGUUGUCACGUUCCUGAGGUGCCACGGCAGGACAGUCCAUCUGAUAAAGUGUCCAUGGCUUUCCCUCCCUUACCGGUAGCUCUUGAAAUGUCCACAUUGAAUCAGCCAUCGACCGCACACAAGGACCUGAGCCAGGUUGUGCAGCCGUCCACUCUUUAUGGUGUGCCAGCGGGUGACCCCGGGCCCUCGUCAACGUCGGCCGCAUACGAGACGGGUGAAGGCAUGUUUGAGGUGCUGAACUCGUACUUGGACCUGGGCUACCCUGCGGACCAGCGGAUCAGCAUGUUCUCCCACUUUGAAGAGGGCGAUGGAUGA
Purpureocillium lilacinum is the source of this 2352-nucleotide messenger RNA. RefSeq lists its product as uncharacterized. Gene Ontology annotation, biological process: DNA-templated transcription. The record is from RefSeq and is a predicted model, not a curated record. Gene Ontology annotation, molecular function: zinc ion binding; DNA binding. NCBI's taxonomy places the organism in Eukaryota, Fungi, Ascomycota, Sordariomycetes, Hypocreales, Ophiocordycipitaceae. Gene Ontology annotation, cellular component: nucleus.